Molecule: messenger RNA, 1108 nt
Organism: Neopsephotus bourkii (Bourke's parrot)
Lineage: Eukaryota; Metazoa; Chordata; Aves; Psittaciformes; Psittacidae
Gene: MRPL40
Product: mitochondrial ribosomal protein L40
Exons: 3
Coding region: 13-639 (208 amino acids)
Cellular component (GO): mitochondrial large ribosomal subunit; mitochondrial ribosome
Source: RefSeq, a predicted model, not a curated record
UUAUUAUAAGUAAUGACUAGUUCUUGUGCAGAAUCAGUGGCAUCACAGUCAGCUUCUCUUCACGCUUUAUGUCCCAUUUCCUUCCUCAGUUCCUGGCUGCCCCAGGCAGUUCCAUCCCGAGGGAGUCACUGGCAGAGUUCGGUGCUGGCGUUCAGGGCGUCUCUCCCCAUGAGAGCACAACCAAAGAAGAAGAAGAAGGUGGAUGUGAAGAGAGAGCAAGCACAGAAGGAUCGUAUGAAAAAGAGGAUUAAAAAGUUGGAAAAAACGGCCCCAGAAUUGAUUCCAAUUGAGGAUUUUAUAAGACCAGUGAAGUAUGCAGAUAGCAACAGGGUGCGAAGUCUUCCUGACUUGUCACCUGAGGAGACCGAAAGAAGAGUUUUACUUCUGAAAAAGUGGUGUUUGUUUAAGCAGAAACAAGAUAACGCCGAAAAGAAAGCGAUUCAGAGCAUGGUAGAAGCUCAGCAAGAGGCACUAAAGGAACUGCGCCUUGAGUCGGAGGAGUUGUAUCAAGCAGCAAUCAGGCGAGAUGAGGGGCUUUUCCCCUUUGAGAGAGAUGGACCCAGUUACACCCCACCGCUCCCUGGCUACGAUCCUCCUGAAGGGAAAUGCAUUGAUAUCACCAAAGUGUAUACACAGUGAUGGAGGAGUUUGUAGCUCAUCUGGCAUGAGCUACUCAGGUGAUGCAGGAGGAAAGAAUGGAGUAAGGAUGAACUACUCCUGUAGGUUAAAAUACUGUAGGUGUGAGACUGCAAAAAAUACGGAUUAAUGAAGUACCUGUUUGGUUGGGUUUCUUUAAACAGCGCUCUCAGUAGUAAUGCCCAAAGAGCUACACUGCCUUAUACUUGUGCCAUGCUGCAACAAGAUAAACGGUAUUUCACAGUGUUUUAUCUUUCUAGGCUUCUCUCAUCCCUCCAUGCAGCAUUUCUUUGUCCUACAUAAACCAUUACUUGGAAGAUUCCCGUGCUACGAGUAAAGAAUGUCACAGUCAUCAUAUUAGGAUCUGUACUAGAAGGGAGUUAACAGCUGAUUGUUUACUGCCUUUCUUUUCAGACCUCAGUGAAAUACUUUUGCAUCUAAGAGGGAAACAUGGUGACAAAGUCAAAAGUGA